AUGCUUUCAUCCUUGAAAGAUAUUCGAGGACUUCCAAUACAAGAUCAAAAACAAAUCUUCAAUCCGAUAUGUGCAAAAGCAAAACUUUAUUCAAGUAUUACUGAUGAUAAAAUGAAUGAUAAUAUACCAGUUGAUAAUGAAGCAGCAAAUAUUUUUCUUGAAAUUUCACCACAUCCAGUUUUAGCAAAAUCAAUUCGUGAAUGUUAUGAAUUAACAAAUCAACAACAAUCAUCACCACCACUUAUUCUUUCAACAUUAAAACGAAAAGAAAAUGAACAAAUAACAUUACUUACUAGUUUAGCACAACUUACAACAUCAUCUCAAGUAUGGCAACAAUAUUUUCAUACUCGUCAAAUUUUACCUAUGAAAAAUCAUGAAGAAUAUUUUGAUAAUUUUCCAUUAUAUAAAUUUCAUUUGAGUUCAUGUUGGUAUGAAUCAAAAGGUUCAUCUAUACAACGUUUAACUAAUCGUAUAUCUACUCAUCCAUUACUUGGUAUUCGUCAAUUAAAUCAUAAAAUUCAAGAUGCAAUUCUUUUUCCAGCAGUUGUUUAUCUUGAACUUGCAACAACUGCUUGUCAUCAAUUACUUCCCCCAAAAGAAGAUGAUCAACAACAACCAACACUUAUUUUUGAAGACGUAAACUUUAUUAAAGCACUUAUUCUUAAUGAACAUGAAUUGAUGGAAGUAUUUAUACAAAUAAUUAUGCCAAUGCGUGAAUGGUAUAUUAUAUUUUGUAAAAUCGAAAUUGAUUCUAAACAACAAAAAUCAUUAACAAUACCUGAUAGAUGGAUCAUACAAGAUAUAACAAGUGCUUAUGCACAUCUUUCAACAUGUGCUUAUCAAUAUGAAUCCAGUUUAAAAAAAAUAAAAACAUUACAUGUUCUAUUACCAGGUAUUGACACAACAUUUCUUCUAGUACGUAUCCAAAAAUUUAUUUAUUCAAGUAAAAUUAAAACAAAAAUGAAUCAAUCAACAAAUGUUGAAGUACGUGUACUCUGUCAUGAUAAUAUAUGUGGUAUAGGUCAAGAAGGUACAUAUAAUCUUGAUUUAUGGAUAUUUCCAAUGGAUAACAAAAUAAAAGAACCAAUAUUUACAUUUGAAAAUAUUGUUAUUCAACAAGUUCAACGUAUACAAUCUGGUCGAUGGUCAAUGGAAAAAACAAUUUAUGAUAAAUUAAAUCUAACAACUGAUUUACCUAAUAUUGAUCAUAAAACAUAUUUAGAUACAAUUAUAAAUGAUUAUUAUAUAUCACAUUUACGUCCAUCACCUAAUCAAAUUCUUAAUAAUCAACUUAAUUCUAUUAGUAAUCAAGAUUUAAUUGAAUCAAUAGAACCAUUUAAUGAAUUAGCUGCUUAUUAUGUUCAAAUGGCAAUUAAAGAUCUUGAUUUGGAUCAACAACAUCAUCCAUCAUCAAAUGCAUGUCGUUCUCUUGCUUCAACUUUACAUUUGGAACAAGUAACAUGGCAUUCAACACAACUUCGUCUUAUUCAAUUAAUUCAACGUUUUCCUCGUUUGAAACUAUUUUUAAUAACAUUAAACAAAUAUGGUUCACAUUUAAAAGAUAUUCUUCGUGGAGAAAAAAAUGGAUUGGAUAUAUUUCUUGGUAAUGAUGAAAUUGAGCAAAUUUUUCAUUCGAUUUGUCAAUAUUUAAAAUUACAAUAUGAAAAACAAAUUAAAGACAAUUCAUUUGAGAAUUAUCGAUUAUGUAUAUUUUGGUUAACUGAUAGUGACUGUUCAGAUGUUUUACCUAUUCUUGAUCUUCUUCUUAAUUUAUCACAACAAACAGGUUUAUUAAUUGAUUUAUAUUAUGCAGAUUCUGAUCCAACACAACUUGCAAAUGCUCAACAAACAUUUAAUACACAUCUAACUAAUCAAACAAAAAAUUUAUCUAUUAUUUAUGAUGAAACAAUUGAUUUAUAUGAUAGUAAAACACUUGAACAAAUACCAUUCGAAUCAUUUGAUAUUAUAUUUUCUUCCAAUCAACUUCAAGGAAAUCAAGAUUUAAGAAAUUGUUUAGUUGCUCUUCGUUGUUUACUUGUUCCUAAUGGUCUUCUUUUAUUACUUGAAUUAGUUCAUGUUCUUCUUUAUUUUGAUCUUAUUUUUGGUUUUAUUGAUCAAUGGUGGUCAUCAUCUGAUGAUGAUAAUAAUCGUGCAUUAAAUAAUAUUCAACAAUGGACAACAUUAGUAGAACAAAUCGAAGGAUUUUGUAUUAUUGAAUCAACAAUAAAUCAAAAUGAAAGUACAUUAAUUAUUAGUCAAAAAACAACAUCGAAUGAAAUAUUACAAAGACUUAAUGAAAGAAAAAAUCAAAUAUGAUAUUCAACUGAUACUUGCCAAGUUGUUCUUCGUCUUAAUCAUAAAAAUCAAAAUGAAGUUCAACAUUUAACAUGGCAUUAUGAAAUGUUACAAAAUAAUAAUGAACAAAAGAAAUCUAAAUACGAACAAAUUUCUAUUAUUCCUAAACGAGAUGCUGUUCAAAAAUAA
Messenger RNA from Adineta steineri, 2484 nucleotides. The record is from the annotation of a GenBank genome assembly. Lineage: Eukaryota; Metazoa; Rotifera; Eurotatoria; Adinetida; Adinetidae.